This is a messenger RNA of Lathyrus oleraceus (garden pea), 426 nucleotides long. RefSeq lists its product as uncharacterized. Bases 1 to 426 code for a protein of 141 amino acids. The transcript has a single exon. Lineage: Eukaryota; Viridiplantae; Streptophyta; Magnoliopsida; Fabales; Fabaceae. The record is from RefSeq and is a predicted model, not a curated record.
AUGGUAACACUACAAUAUAAUGGGGGGUCUCAAAAGCAAACACUUGCGGAAACUUCUUCAAAUCGUGUUGAAGUAGUUGCCCUUUAUGAAGCAACCAAAAAGUGUAAAUGGUUAUGGUUGGUAACUCAAGAUAUCCAAGGAGCGCAUGGUUUAUCAAUUGAUAAUAAUCCAACAAUUUUGUAUGAAGAUAAUGUUGUAUGUGUUACCCAAAUAAAAGAAUAUUACAUCAAAAUUGACAAAAUCGAGCAUAUCACUCCAAAGUUCUUCUCAUUCACACAAACACUCGGAAAAAAAAACAAAGAGGUUGAUAUUCAAUAUAUGCGUUCAAAUGAUAAUGUGGAAGAUCUCUACACAAGGGCACUCCCUAUAUCAGUUUUCAAGAAGCACAUACAAAAUAUUAAAAUGAGUCACCUUCGAGAUCAGUAA